This is a messenger RNA of Menidia menidia (Atlantic silverside), 4515 nucleotides long. The record is from the annotation of a GenBank genome assembly. NCBI's taxonomy places the organism in Eukaryota, Metazoa, Chordata, Actinopteri, Atheriniformes, Atherinopsidae.
CCUACUCACCUUGAACAUCACACGGCCCAGCUGUCUGUUGGUAACCGCCCACAAAGUUACUCAGCCAGGUGACAGCUGAGCCAACAGGCAAACUACACGACUCCGACCUACGCUGCCGAGCAGACAACAUAGAGACAUAAAUCUGCGCCUGACAAGUAAGAUUACAGAGCCGCCGUUAACAUGUCAGAGCCCGCUGGGGAUGCAAAGCUGGAAGUGAAGCAGGCGAGUAAAGAGGUGAAAGAGAGUGAAAACGCUGCGGAAAAAUUCUCUGCCAUGACAGUGAGCAAAAACAGCGAAAUGAACAUGGGAGAGCUGUCGGCGGCGUUCAGCGCUGUGCCCACUCACAAACCAGUGAAAAAGCAAAUUCAGUUUGUGGAGGAAAAGCAGGAGUUCAGCAGGUUCCCCACCAAAGCAGGUCGACGCUCGCUGUCCCGCUCCAUCUCUCAGUCAUCCACUGACAGCUACAGCUCUGCUGCAUCCUAUACGGAUAGCUCUGAUGAUGAGACCUCACCACGGGACAAAACGCAGGUCAACAGCAAGGGCAGCAGCGACUUCUGCGUCAAAAAUAUCAAACAGGCUGAAUUCGGCAGACGUGAGAUUGAGAUAGCAGAACAAGACAUGUCAGCUCUGAUCUCACUCAGGAAGCGAGCACAAAGUGAGAAACCGUUGGCAGGUGCCAAGAUCGUGGGCUGCACUCACAUCACUGCACAGACUGCAGUGCUGAUUGAGACUCUUGUGGCGCUCGGGGCUCAGUGCCGAUGGACUGCAUGUAACAUAUACUCCACGCAGAAUGAAGUCGCUGCUGCCCUGUCAGAAAUGGGUGUGGCUGUAUUUGCCUGGAAGGGGGAGUCUGAAGAUGACUUCUGGUGGUGUAUUGACCGCUGUGUCAACACUGAGGGCUGGCAACCCAACAUGAUCCUUGAUGAUGGAGGAGACCUGACUCACUGGGUGUACAAGAAAUACCCCAAUGUCUUUAAGAAGAUUCGGGGGAUUGUGGAGGAGAGUGUUACUGGAGUUCACAGACUGUAUCAGCUCUCCAAAGCUGGGAAACUGUGUGUGCCCGCCAUGAAUGUCAAUGACUCUGUGACAAAACAGAAAUUCGACAACCUAUACUGCUGCAGAGAGUCGAUCUUGGAUGGCUUGAAGAGAACCACAGAUGUCAUGUUUGGAGGCAAACAGGUGGUCGUAUGUGGAUAUGGUGAGGUUGGAAAAGGUUGUUGUGCUGCUCUGAAAGCUUUGGGAGCCAUCGUUUAUAUUACUGAGAUUGAUCCCAUCUGUGCCCUGCAGGCCUGCAUGGAUGGCUUCAGGGUGGUCAAACUGAACGAGGUCAUUCGCCAGGUUGAUGUCAUCAUCACAUGCACUGGCAAUAAAAAUGUGGUCACCAGGGACCAGCUGGAUCGAAUGAAAAAUGGUUCUAUUGUUUGCAACAUGGGACACUCCAACACUGAGAUCGAUGUGGCAAGUCUUCGGACCCCUGAGCUGACCUGGGAGAGAGUCCGCUCUCAGGUGGACCAUGUCAUAUGGCCCGAUGGCAAGAGAGUUAUCCUCCUGGCUGAGGGUCGUCUUUUGAACCUCAGCUGUUCCACCGUCCCUACCUUUGUCUUGUCCAUCACGGCCACCACUCAGGCCCUCGCUCUCAUAGAGUUGUACAAUGCUCCAGAGGGACGGUACAAACAGGAUGUGUACUUGCUGCCAAAAAAGAUGGAUGAGUACGUGGCCAGCUUGCAUCUGGCCACUUUUGACGCCCAUCUAACAGAGCUUUCUGAUGAGCAGGCAAAGUAUCUGGGUCUAAAUAAGAAUGGCCCAUUUAAACCAAACUACUACAGGUAUUAGGAAGUGAAAUGUACAACAGAAUUUCCAAUAUGAAGACAAAUUCUUCUUUCCUGUACUCCAGACAAGUGAAGGAUUCAUGUAUACAUUUUUUUCCCCAUUUUUUCUGGGUAUGCACACCCUUACAUAGAUGCAUUUUGUGCAGCCACAGCAAGUUUUGCUUUACUUGCUGCAGAUGUUGCAUGUGUUACUCGGCUGAGUAUGAAAAGUUAGUGUAAUUACAGCACUCAAAUGUCUGAUAAGAGUUUUAUUGCAUGCAUAUCUAAACCUGCUGGUUCCUGUGUGAUCGCUAUUGAAUAAUGUAUAACUAUUGUGCCAAAUGACUGUGAGAAUAAGGGGUUAUAGUUUCUCUAAAAUACUGAUGAUCAGAAAUGAUUUUAAACCAACACGGAUACUAUUUUUUAAAACCUAAAUGUAUUUCCACUGUAGUCCUUCCUGUAACGCAAAAACAAAUGUAACAUCCACAACACUCUGCUGCUCAUUGAACGUUUUUUUCAUGAAUCCCUUUGCUGAAAUUUCCAAUUUCAUGAAAUGAACUGACAUAUAACCUUCUUGGGAAAACAAAACAAGUUUUGUUCAGGUAUAUGUGGACCAAAUCUGAGGUGAAAAAGCAACAAAUUGCAGACUUAAAAUCCGUAUGUAGCAAGGCUACACAUGACUCUAAUUGGAUGUUUCUCUGCUACCAGAUCUUAAAGGAGGUAGUUGGUUGCUUCGAGAUGAGCCAUAAAACUUGUAAAUCCCGGCUUUUUGCUGCUUUUGAGUAUUUCUGCCAUUAAUUGGCCUAAACUCUUUCAUUGCUGCUGAAGAAUUUCGUUCUACUUUAAUAAUGAAGCACUUUUUCACAUAAAACAUUCCGUCUACCAGAGAAAAAGGACAGAAGAUAUGUCCUGACCUUUAAAGCAUCAUCACCUUGAUUGCUGACAUGCAAAUCAUGUUUUUUUUAAGUUUGGUCAUUUAUGUUUUUGAAAAAUGUCCAUCUAUGAGGUUUUGUCUUUGGAAAUAAUAUUUCCUACUCCUCAGGGCAUUCAGAUCUAAAAAAGGAUAUGUAAAUAUUUAUUUUCUUUUUAGCAGAUCUGCAUUAUAUAAUCACAGUAUCUAUGUCUAUUCUCACAUUCUUUUGAAAAUGUUAGUUACAGUUGUAUGGCUAAUAUUUAAGGUUUUGAUACUGACGUGUUCACCAUGCACUGUUCACGCCUUAGAAAUAAUUUACGGUAAUAGGGAUCUGUAUUCUGCAUUUCAGCCUUGUUUUUUUUGUUUUUUUUAACUGUACACAUAACAACGUUUAAUGGACUCCUCAAUGUAUUUCUCACGGACUCUUGACUUGUUUUAAGUAGAGGAUAUCUGCUUUUUCUAUUAAUGGUCUGUGAUAACUGAGAAGUCAAAGCCUAAAAUAUUCUGAAACGUUAGUUUUUCUCACUUUAUCUGCACCUUUAUCCUAGCAGAUGUGUUGUCUUUACCUUCUGUGUCAUCUUGUGGUAUGAUAAUGUAAGGAUUUUAGUACACAAUUUUAAUGUUCCCCAGUAAUCUGUAUUAUUUGAAAGGCUUCAGCACUGUUUUGUGAGGCUCGCAAAAUACACAUAACAUUUACCCAUAUAUUCAUAUGCCAUACAUUUUAUAUUGAGGGUACAUUCAAUGGCUUGAUUGAGUGAUUUGUUUUAGUGUGCAUGUUGCUGUGUCCUUCUGAAUUUAAAACUCUUAAACACAUUUCAAAAUGCUGUUUUUUAUGCUGGCGUCUUUAAGAUGACCCUAAUCUCGACAGUUACUGUCUCUAAAGAAAGUCUUGAUUUAAAUAUACAGGUACUUGCUGUAUUUAAUUUGUCCUGUCAUUUUAAAUGAACAAGCUGAUUUGACCUGUUUUCUUCUGUUGGUUAUGGAACAGUAGCCCACAUAGCACUACUGUGAAAUACUAACAUCUUUGCACUAACAGCUUUAGGGGCAUUUGAGCCAGGGACAUUAAGUGAGGACAUCUUUGUCAGCAUAAUGGGUGCUGUCACCAUGGUUACUUGUCAAUCUGCAGUAUACAGUGAAAGCUAUGCAGAAAAACGCCCUCAUUCUUUCUUCAUUCUGAAGUCAUUUACUUCUGAGGCUGGGGUUAGUUGUUAAUCAGUGUUCAACCCUUUAAAAUAAUCCAAAUAUUUUUAGCCUAUAGCAAAUAGAUAAAUAGAUUUUUACUUUCACCUUUUGAAAAAUUCUCACAGUUGUAUGUUUUACCUUCCUGUUUUUUAAUUAGCUUUUUUUGUGAUCAACCAGAAUUACUCUGCCUUCACUAAAAUAAGUGGUCAAAUGUGUUUUAUUUUAUGAGACAAAUGAAUGUGUGCAAACAGCUUGACAGCAUACACUGUGAUUUGACUGCACAACAUUGCUGCAUUUGGAUCCAAGUUUCUGUUAAUUAUAUAUCAGCUUUAGUGUUUCCUGUACUCAAUGCUGUCUGUAGUUUGAAUGAUUUAAUCAGUCUACACCGUGUUAGGUUUUCUGUGCACAGUUUUCUUUAAUAAAUAAUUAUAAUUUAAAAUAGACUGAUGCAUCAUUUCAUUCCCACGUGCCUGCUUUCCAUGUGAAGAGUUACUGGAGCUUGUCUUGAUAGAUCCAGGAAGUAGCAUCAUGUCUUGUUGUCCUCCCAAACAUUUUUUAAUUGCCAUGAAGACUGUCCAAAUGGGAACACAAAGAAUAAUUUGUUGAUUUGAA